AUGCCACUCAUACAAGAUAGCCAACUAAUGGAUAGUUCAAGCUUUUUUGUUCAGGGGCCAUUCAAUGGAAGUUCGGAUAACCUUUCAGUGGGUACAUCUACGAACGUUUCCCCCAGCCAUCAAGCAACACUUCAUUUGAAUCACUCAAAUAGCGACACAAGCAUACAUCAACCAAGUGGGGGAGGUAUAGGAAGUGGUGGGUCAGGUCUCCAUCAUUCUUUUAAUAAUAGUAAUAAUUCUACUGCAGGUGGUAGUGGUGGUGUUGCUUCCAACGGCAAUGAAAAAACGUCACCUUUGCAUUUGUCAUCCAUGCUUCAUAGUUUUUCCAUGGGUAGUGGACUCAAUACUUCUUCAAUGUCUCAACAACAUCAAGAUUUGCAUUCGUCAUCUUUCAAUCAAGGAGCUGGCUCUUAUCUCCUGAAAAUGAAAAAUUUACCUCAAGAUAUUACAUUAAGAGAAACUUAUGCCAUUUUUGCCCUAGCAGAUGGAGUUGUAAAUGUUGAACUAAUCAAAGAACCAAAAUUCUCUAAUUCCGCAGAUGAUUACGAGUUUUCAAUUUUAGCUAAAUUUGGCUCAUUACCAUUAGCCACCCAUUAUGCAUCAAUAUUGAGUUCCAAAUCAGAUAUCUUUGGACCAAGUUAUCCAUUUACUUCUUACAUCGAAGUCAUAGAUGAAUUAGCUAAUCAACAGGUUUCAUUCCAAAGACCGAAAUUCAAUCUAUCUCAACCAAAUUACCAGCUUUCCAGCUCUACUUUACCCCCCACUCCCGUGGCUUCUGUACCAUCAGCAAAUGCUCAACAACAACCUCAGCAACAACAACAAGCUUCUCCAAUUUCAUCUUCUGGACCUGGUAGUAGACCUAGUCUCAUGCAAACGCGUCUCAGGUUUUCAUUUAGUGAUCCCUUUUCUUCAGAUCCUCUAGGUGGGGUCGGUACACCUACUAGUACAGAUGCACAGAGUCAACAACAACAACAACAACAACAACAACAGCAGCAGCAGCAACAACAGCAGCAGCAGCAACAACAACAUAAUCAUCAACAACAGCAACAGCAACAGCAACAACAACAGCCUCAGAGUGGAUCUACUAUAAGUCAUUCGCGUUCACAUCAAGAAUCUACACCAUCUCAAUCUAGAGAUGUGGGUAAAUCUUUUUUACUCAUGGAUAAUGAUGACAUCAAUGAUACAAUUUGGGGUGGCAAUGGUAUUCCCAGUAGCAUGAAUGGAUUUUCUACCACGCCUCAACCUUCUACGCCCAUUUUAGAUUGGGGAACUGGCGGUAGAAAGCCAAGUUCUUUUUUCCUACCGCAAACGACAAAUUCGGCAGCUCCUACUCAAUCAACUCCAACUGUAGACAUUCCAACAACUUCGUCGCAAGGUAUUCCUAUCUCUACUCCAACCGGAUCUUCCAUCCCACCUUUCAAUUUGUUGGGUAAGAUUCCAUCAGCGGGUUCCUCAAAUUUACCCAAUGUCAUGGGCGGUUCUAGUGAUCUUGGAAUAGCGUCAAGGAAAAGCCAAACUUUUGUUCCAGGUGCUAAACAACAAGGACCGCAACCCGCACCUCCAACCUCAUCACAGCCCCAAGUACAAGAUACAUCACUGUCGACUCCGGCAGUAUCUGCAACUGCCGGAACUACUACUGCUUCAUUAGAUCCUACUCAAAAGAUUCCCCAGGGCAGAUCAGGUGGAGCUAGGAGUACACAGUCGAGCACAGGUGCUCAGAAGAGUAGCUUAUCUUCGUCCUCGUCCUCAAGCAAUGUGGCUGGUUCUGGUACCAUUUCUCAAGCCGAUUUGUCUCUUUUGGCAAGAGUUCCACCACCUGCAAAUCCAGCUGAUCAAAACCCACCUUGCAAUACUUUAUAUGUGGGUAAUUUACCACCGGAUGCUACUGAACAAGAAUUAAGACAGCUAUUUUCUGGUCAACAAGGAUUUAGAAGGUUAUCCUUCAGGAAUAAGAAUAGUAAUGGUAAUGGCCAUGGUCCUAUGUGCUUUGUAGAGUUUGAGGAUGUCAGCUUUGCAACUAGAGCUCUUGCUGAAUUGUACGGUAGUCAGCUGCCUCGUGCAAGUGCUAGCAACAAAGGUGGUAUAAGAUUGAGUUUUUCCAAGAAUCCAUUAGGUGUAAGAGGUCCCAACAACAGAAGGGGAGGAAGUAGUACUGCAAUAAAUGGCCAAGGUUCGAGCGGUAAUUCUGCACAAUCAUUUACCAAUUAUGGCUACUCGAGUGGAUACACUAAGACCUAA
This is a messenger RNA of Zygosaccharomyces rouxii, 2238 nucleotides long. RefSeq names its product RNA-binding protein. The record is from RefSeq and is a predicted model, not a curated record. Gene Ontology annotation, molecular function: mRNA binding. NCBI's taxonomy places the organism in Eukaryota, Fungi, Ascomycota, Saccharomycetes, Saccharomycetales, Saccharomycetaceae. The coding region runs from base 1 to 2238 and encodes 745 amino acids. The transcript has a single exon.